Molecule: messenger RNA, 637 nt
Organism: Rosa rugosa (rugosa rose)
Lineage: Eukaryota; Viridiplantae; Streptophyta; Magnoliopsida; Rosales; Rosaceae
Product: putative calcium-binding protein CML19
Exons: 1
Coding region: 41-463 (140 amino acids)
Molecular function (GO): calcium ion binding
Source: RefSeq, a predicted model, not a curated record
GCUUCUGCUUCAGUUUCACGUACGUAGUAAGAGGAGUUUAAUGGACAAACUAGCACAAUACGAGCGUGUUUUCAAUCAAUUCGAUGGCAAUGGAGACGGGAAGAUAUCACCUUUGGAGCUCCAACAAUGUGUCGAGGCAAUAGGAGGUGAGCUUUCGUCGUCGGAGGCUGAGGCGGCGGUGGAGUACUUGGACUCCGACAGAGACGGGCUGCUGGGUUUCGACGACUUCGUUAAGUUCGUUGAAGGAGGAGAUGAGGAAGAGAAGGUGAAUGAUUUGAGGGAGGCGUUUAAGAUGUACGACAUGGAUGGAUGUGGGUGCAUUACGCCCAAAAGUUUGAAGAGGAUGCUGAGUAGACUUGGUGAAUCCAGGAGUGUUGAUGAGUGCAAGGUCAUGAUUGCUAGGUUUGAUCUCAAUGGAGAUGGUGUCCUCAAUUUUGAUGAGUUUAAGGUCAUGAUGUUUUGAUUUGUUUGUUCAUAUAUUACAGCUAGCUGGUAUACUCAUUUAUUUAUUGAUUUAUGAUGCCUUCUUCUCAUUUGGAUUCUAUGUAUAUUUGUCUAUCAUCCUCAAAAUUUACUUGUAUAUUGGGUAUACAAAUUUUGUUAUGCUGAACUAUGCAAUAUAGACUGCAGUCUGGUG